This is a messenger RNA of Neocloeon triangulifer, 4733 nucleotides long. RefSeq names its product transcriptional activator protein Pur-beta (gene Pur-alpha). Gene Ontology annotation, biological process: regulation of transcription by RNA polymerase II. Gene Ontology annotation, cellular component: nucleus. Lineage: Eukaryota; Metazoa; Arthropoda; Insecta; Ephemeroptera; Baetidae. Gene Ontology annotation, molecular function: purine-rich negative regulatory element binding; RNA polymerase II transcription regulatory region sequence-specific DNA binding; DNA-binding transcription factor activity, RNA polymerase II-specific. The record is from RefSeq and is a predicted model, not a curated record. The transcript is spliced from 6 exons.
GGCAAGCCGCCGAGACGUGCAGACGAGCAGCCGCCAGCGCAACAACUUCCGCUGCAGACACCGGACCUGUUCUGCGGCUUUUUGAUCGGGGUUCGGUGGCAAGAGCAGCAAAGUGGCAACGAGAAGAAGGGUUCGAAACAAAUAAUGUCGGACCGAGAGAGUGGCGACGAGCAGCUGCAGGGCCAAAGCAUGAACGAAUACGACCGGAACAGCGGGAUCGAUGGGGCCGGAAGUUCAGAGUUCGAGUCUGGUGGACAGCAGCAGGGGGAGCAGGAGUUGGCCACCAAAAUGCUGCAGAUACAAUCCAAAAGGUUCUACCUGGAUGUCAAACAAAACAGAAGAGGUCGAUUCAUCAAAGUAGCAGAGGUGAAAUAAAAAUUCCAUUGGGCCGAUGGCCGCCGAAGCCAAAUCUUCCUCGCCCUGUCCACAGCUGCCGAAUUUCGGGACCACCUUUCCACAUUCAGUGACUUCUACUCGUCACUGGGCCCACCAAACCCGGAAAACGUUCCAGAAGAUGGCAAACUCAAGUCUGAAAUGAUGAUUAAGGAUAAUCGUAGAUACUAUUUGGAUUUGAAGGAGAACUCUCGUGGACGAUUUCUCAGGGUAUCACAGACAAUUACAAGAGGAGGGCCAAGGUCGCAAAUCGCGAUUCCAGCACAAGGAAUGAUCGAGUUCAGAGACGCACUCACAGAUUUGCUCGAAGAGUUCGGAACAGAUGACGGUGGCUUCAAAGGAGAGCUGCCCGAAGGCAGACACAUGCGUGUUGAGAACAAAAACUUUUACUUUGACAUUGGGCAAAACAAUCGUGGAAUCUACAUGCGCAUCUCAGAGGUGAAAACAAACUUCCGAACUGCCAUCACAAUCCCUGAGAAGUCUUGGGUGCGAUUCCGAGACAUCUUCACCGACUACGUGGACAAAAUGCGCGACGCCGGUGACAAGAGCAGUGCUGGCGGAGGUGGCGGGACGACGGGCGGCGACGCGUCCGGCAGUUCGUCCAGCAAGUGAGAGGGCGCCCGGCUGCGUCGGGACGCUCCGCAACAACGGCUGUUGAUCACCCCCUACCAACUCACAAUGCACCAUCCACAACAAAUGAAUGAUGAGACAAAUGAGGACGAGUGAGUGUGUGCCGCUCAUUCUCGCUCCAACUCACUCGCCACCCAAACUCUCUCACACACACAUACAUACAUAAACACACACUUACACACAUAAACACACAACACGACACAUGCUGAUGAUGAUGAGAAUGCAGUUGCCCCGCCCCUCUUAUACUAAGGGAGGCGCGAGCGAGCCCUAGUGUUAUUACGAUACAAUUUUAAUUGUUGUUGUGGUGAGACGCGACAGUAUUUGCCAACCACAUAUCGGAGAAAAUUCCUUUGUCCGUAAACGUACACGUGUUGAGUUUGUAGAUGAUGAACAAAGAAAAAAUAAUGUUGAGAAAAUGAAUGGAGCCGAGAGAAUGCGACUGAACGAGAGGUUGGCCAAUUCAAAUGGAAAAUACAGAAAAUAUUUAAUUACAGAAGAGAUAAGAGACUCUACAACCGUAGUUCGUAAUGCUACUCGAGAAGAUGAAUCUAUGCGAUUUAUUAUGAAAAGCCGAGAAAGAGAGUUUCAAGAAAAAGUGUUAAAAUGUGAGCUACCGACGAGUGACUGAGUGAGGGAGUUUUAUUAGCGUUUAAAACAUAGAGAGAAAAAAAGAGAACUACGUAUCUAAAUAGGUAAGAAGAGGUGAUUUUUGUCAGCUGCCACAAGUUUCAACGACUGCCAGUGACCAAGCAAGAUCUUCUCUUAGCAAUCUGAGUCUAAAGACCCGCAGAGAAUUCUCAUUGUCAGCUUAUUAUUGGAAAUUUGGUUUGUUUUUUAGCACCCACUGCUCACCUAUGAAAUUAACAAACAUGUGAUUUUGGUUCUUAAACCUAUUUUUGGGAAUUUGAAAUUUCCAAACUCUUUUUUUUUAAGAGUAUAAAUUUUAUGAACUUGCCCUAGCGGUUUUCUCUCUAGCCUGAUUUUUCAAUCCAGUGGUGUGCUAUAAAAAUUUGAGUUUCUCUGCAGGCAAAUGACUACCGAUUGCUCAAAGAAUUUCUGUUUCCCCCAAAUUUGUUUGUGGAAACUUAAGUUGGGAUUUGCAACAGUUGAUGAAAGUUUCCUCGGCUGCGAAAAGCGCUUCAAUGUUCCUUCACAGUGGAUAUAAUUCUCUUGUUAGUUUUUGAUCUUUCCGUCACAAACUCCAUCGACCCAGAUGGAUAAUUAUCACGUUAAUUAAUUUUGCGUUACUUUGGUUUGAAGUCGAAUGAAAGCGUCCAGUGGUGUGGCUAAUAGAAGAAGAAUGCUUUCUGAGCAGCUGUGAAUCGAUAACAAUACUAUUACUCUCAUUUCGAACUUGGAUGGAAAAAAAUCGCAAUAGUACUUGAUUGAUGAUUUGUUAAUAGCUGUGUAAUUUCCUACAAAUUAAGAAGAAUGGAAUUUGUAAGUCUUCGGUCCCUCGCUGGAAUCGACGAGGAAUGUGUAACUUGCGUGAAACCUUCAUUUAUAUACAAGUACCAAUUUAUUGGUACCCAAUCAAAAUUGAUCUUAUGCAAAAUAGUCUUCUGUAAUUUGAAAAAUCAGCUGUGCUGAUCGAUUGCUUGUAACUUGGGAAGUGUCCACUUUGAAAACACUGGUUGUUCAAAGCCCAACAUUGACCUCUAUUAGGAUGAAUGAUAUUUAAUUGACACUGGUUGUCACAGAACUCAAAAAUUUAGGACACUUCCCAGCAAUAUUUUUAAAAUUUGACACCUUUUGAAAGAUUUUUGGACAAAAUCGACCGAUUGGUUCAACUGCUCUGAAUUCAAUUGCUGGAAAAUUGAUUGAAUGAGGGGGACCAUGAUUUGAAAAUUUAACCAUAUUUAUUUACUCAAAAUUUUGUGGGGUUGGCUUGCAAUGUGUGCUGGUUCACAUUUAUUUGUGAUUAGGAGUGUUUUACUAAUUGGUGGCUCAAAAUUCUUGCUAGUGGGACCAACGUCCGAAAUGCCGGGCGAAAGAGGGCGAUUGGCGUGAUCAGUCAAAUUGACGCAUUUUUGUAUUGUAUUGACCUAGAGGUAAGAGAGGAGCCAACCCCCGACGCAAUUCUAGUUUGUGCGAAAAGAAAUUUUACAUAAAUGUCUGGUACAUACACUCGGUAAAUUGUUGUAAGGAAGGAUGGAAAGAAAGCAAGCUGGGCAGAGUGAUGAUCUCUUGCCAAACAAUUGUUUAUUAAUUUUUUUUUUACUUUGCUGGACAAAAGUUUUGUGUGGAAAUAGCUGACAGCGGGAGGAAUUGAGAGAGAAUAAAUUUCCAAAAGUAAUUAUUUAAAAGCCAGAUCAAUAUUAUCCAAUUAUUUACAAAUAACGUCUGUCAAGAAGUGUGUUGCACGGAAAGGGUUAAUCAAUUAAUUUCCAGUCCACAGCGCAAGUAGACGAAUGAACUGUUUAAUUAAGUGGUGACAAAAAGAGAAAAAAGGAUAUUGCAUAAGCAAGCGAGUAAAUUUUCUAAGGAGAAUAAUUCGUGUAAUUAUUAAUUAAGCAUUGUUUUUUUAAAUAAAAAAAGGCAAGAAAGAGAGAAUGUAAAAGAAGAAAAACAACAAUAGGCUUAUUAAGUUACUCCACGCUAUUUAAGGAAGGGUUAUUAGUUUUUACGCGAGGUAUUUAAUUUGUAAAUAAAUCUUUAACGGUAAACGAGCAGAUGGUGAUGACGGAGAAAAUUAUAGAAGAAGUAAAAAAAUGAAAAUUCAUUCUUAAGUGUAAGCGCCAAAAAAUGUGUUUGGGAAAGCAAAAAAGCCGCAUCAAAACUCAUCCCACGCCAUUUUUACUCUCAUGCCCCCCGAAAAACGAGAUAUAUUUAGUUAAAAAUUCCAAGUCUUUUUGAAAAUUUUAAAAAUGUAAAAACGCAGUCGAAAGUUUCUGAAACUAUGUUCUGCCUUAGUUACUAGUCAUAGCAAUAAAAUCCAUGUCAGCCUUUCGAAAACUCACUGAAACAAAAAAUCUAUUCACCAUUAAUUGUGUUAUUGGCGCUCAUUUGUUUAAUAUGAAACCUGAAAACCCUUCCACAGAGAGAACCAUGACACCAUAAUAUGUUUGAAAAGAGUUAUUUUAAGACCUGGAGCAAAUAACGGCAAAUCUAAAAAUGAAAAUUUGGGUCCGCGUGUUCUUUCUCACAGUGAAGUUUUCGCGUUCGAGCAUAGGAAAGGCUGCAAACUUGUUAUGAUGAGUAAGAUUUAUUGGUUUGUUUUUUCUUCUCUAAGUACCCGCUUACGAAUCGAUUCUUGUAUUUAAGCGACGAAUGGUAAUCAAUCUUGAAUAACAAUUAUUAAAAACGCAGACACACGCAGGUCAUUUUGUAAUAGUGCAUGUGAUGUUCAUGGAUAUAGAUGACGAAAAGAAAUUUAAAAACAAGUAAAAGAAAAUCUCACAAAAAAAAAAAUAAGAAAAUUAUGUAAGGAGGAGAGGAGGAUGUAAAAAAAGAAAAGAAGAAGUUUUGUAGUUGAUACACAGACAGUCUCACGUCAGACACAAGCGAAAAUCUCUGUUUUCAUUUCUCUCAUGUAUAAGGAUAAUUGAUCUGUUGGCGGAGACGAAAAACAAGAAAGGUUAAAAAGUAAUUAUAUUCUUAUUUGUAAUAAGCAGGAAGAAGAAACGCUAACAACGGAAAUGUGAAAACUUGAUGCAGUCUCUUUGACGAAAUAAAAUUGUGGAAAACACUGCCACUAGCAAAGUACCAAA